UUUUAAUAAUCUCUUUUGCUCGGGAUUGACAAGAGCGAGAGGACUAAAACAAUCCAGGAGCGAUCGAGCUGGAUACGAGACGAAACGACGAGAGUAUCGUGUUGAUCUGAGACCAGAGGAGGAGCCCCUUCUUGUUUUCCAAUUGGACUGCGAUGAGCGACCACGCGCGAUCAGCCGACAAUCAUCACCACGGUGCCGGUUCCGGUUCCGGUUCCGCACUCGCCGCGCCAUCGACGACCUCGACGGACAACGACGACAACGGCGCACACCGCCCGCGCCUCGGAUCGUACGCUCAUGCGCUGCGGGCCAAGGACAGCGAGCACCAUCAUGGCGGCGGCGGCGCGGCAAAGGCAGGCGUGCACUUUGAGCUGAAUGAUUUGCCGAUGAUGCCCAGCGAGCACGACGACACUGGCCGCAAGAGCCUCCUGCGCGCCAGCGACGGCAGCGCGCUGUCCUCGUCAUCUACCACUGCUGCUGCUGCUGGCUCCAAUAAUGGCGCUGCUGCUGCUGCUGCUGCUGGCGGCACAAUGUCGAGCGCCCUGCUGGCCAUUGCCGAGGCGCGACUCGACCCGACACGCGUUUCGCACACGGAUCCCAAGCGCGCGCUCUUCCCGCAGGACUUUAAGCAGGUCUACCAUCCGCUGAGAGAGCAGUCGGACGACUCGCUGCUGUCCAACACCAGCUCUCCGUCUGCGAAUGGCGCGGGCGUGAUUGUCGACCUCAACGACCCCAACUUUGACAUGUGUUCGUACUAUGUCGACUUUGUCGAGCGCUUCUUCCCAGGCCGCAUGCUGGGCGCCUUUGUCGAGUUUCGCGACAUUAGCUUCAAGACCAUGAUUGACGCCAAGCAAACAGUCAGCACCGUCUGGUCGGACAUGCUCCAAACCCUGCGCAUCCGAGACCGCCCUUCGCAAGUCGAAUUUACCGUGCUCGACGGAAUUUCCGGCUACAUGGAGCCUGGCGACAUGGUGGCGAUUCUCGGCGGCCCGUCCUGUGGCAAGACGAGCCUCAUCAAGGCCAUCGCCAACCGACUGGCCACCGACCGCAACGGCACCCUGCUGAUCAACGGCUCACCAAUCCCAGAAAACUUCAACCGUGUUUGUGGCUACGUUGCGCAGAGCGACAUCCACACCCCGACGCUGACCGUCCGCGAAACCUUUGAGUUUGCCGCCGAGCUGCAGUUGCCUCGCGAGAUGACGAUGGAGCAGCGAAACUCGCACAUUGAUGUCAUCCUCAAGCUGCUCGGCCUCGAGCAUGCUGCCAACACGCUCGUCGGCAACGCGCUCAUCCGCGGCAUCUCUGGCGGUGAAAAGAAGCGCGUCACCAUUGGCGUUGAAAUGCUCAAGACGCCCAACAUGCUUCUGCUCGAUGAACCGACCACGGGUCUCGAUUCCGCCGCCGCCUUCAAUGUGCUCUCCCACGUCCGCUCCAUUGCUGAUGUUGGCUUCCCUUGCAUGGCUGCGCUUCUGCAGCCGUCCAAGGAGCUGUACGAGCUCUUCAACCAGGUGUGCAUCCUGUCCCAAGGCCAGAUUACGUACUUUGGCCCUCGCGGCCGUGUGCUCGACUACUUUGCUGGGCUGGGCCUCGAGUGCCCCGAGGACAUGAAUCCGGCAGAGUUCCUCGCCCAGUGCUGCGACCACCCGGAAAAGUUUGUGCCUCCAGAGGUGAGCAUCAACCUUUCCGUGGACUUUUUCGUCACCAAGUUCAGGGAGAGCGACAUUUACGCCUCGCUCGGUCGUCGUCUGUGGAAGGGUGUUGCCCCACGCGACUGCCCGCCCGCUGCCAGCAUUGACACGUUCGGCAAGUAUCCGCUGCAGCUGUGGAGCCAGUUCAAGCUGACCUUGAGCCGUGCCCUGAAGAUGCAAUUCCGCGACCCCACCUCCUUCCAAGCUCGUUUGGGCCGUGGUAUCAUCACGGCCGUCCUGUUUGCCACCGUCUUCUUGCAGCUGAGCGACAACCAGCGUGACUCGCGCAACAAGCUUGGUGUCAUUACGACCGUUGUUGGUCACAUGGGUUUCCUUGGUGGCACGGCAAUUCCCCAGUUGUUGGCUGAGCGUGACGUCUACCUGAGUCAGCGAAAGUCAAAGUACUUUCAACCUUUUGCCUAUUUCCUGGCUGUGAAUCUGGCCGAUCUUCCGCUCUUGUUUGCGGAAGUGACCCUGUUCGUCGUGUUGAUUUAUUUCCUUGUUGGCCUGAAUGCGACCGCCGCGGCUUUCUUCUACUUUUUCUUUAUGUGUACCGGCAGCGCGUUGUGGUCGACCACCUAUGCCCGUGCCCUCUCCGCCUUGAUUCCCUCGAUCAACCUCGCCAACGCCAUCAUCCCGUCGUCAGUCGUCUUGUACUUUAUCUUUAACGGUUUCUUGCUCCCGCCAUCGGCGAUUCGGAACUUUUGGAUUUGGAUGUACUGGAUUUCUCCCAUGCACUACUCGUACGAAGGCCUUGCGAUGAAUGAAUUUAUGGGACGCACCCUGGAGUGCGACGCGGACGAGCUGAUUCCGCCGGCGAACAAUCCCCUGUUCAACCUGCCAUUCUCGGCUGGUGGGUUUAACGGCACCCAGGUCUGCCCGCUUCCGACAGGCGACGCUUACCUGGGCACCCUCGGUGCGCAACUCGGUGACACGUGGUACCAUUGGGACAUUAUCAUCAUUUAUGUCUACUGGCUUGUUUGGCUCUUCAUUUCCUUCUUUUGCAUCAAGUACUCGCGCGAGUUCAGCACACACAACCCGCACUUUGAGGAUGCCGAGUCUCUCACUCGGCGCCGCGCGCUGCUUGCCCGCAAGAUGCUCGAGCGUCGCGAGACAGACGCCGUCUUUGCGCAAAACCUCCUCGAUCAAACGCAACAACUGAUGGACGAGGGCCGCACCGCCUCCACCGCUGCGGCCACCGCGAACUCUGCCGUCGUCGCUCGCCUGCAGCCCAACCAAAAGGCGUUUAUGGAGUUUAGCGACCUCAAGUACGACGUCCAGGCCAAGGAUGAGAACAACAAGGUCUUCACCAAGACCCUGCUGCAGGACAUUAACGGCUAUGUCAAGCCCGGUACCUUGGUGGCUCUGAUGGGUCCUUCUGGCGCUGGUAAGACGACGCUUUUGGACGUCUUGGCCGAUCGCAAGACUAGCGGUCAAACCACCGGCUCGAUCAAGAUCAACGGCGGUCCGCGCAACGUGUUCUUCAAGCGCAUCUCUGGCUACUGCGAGCAGCAGGAUAUUCACUUUGCGCUUCACACGGUGAAGGAGGCCAUCACGUUUGCCGCCAUGUGCCGCCUGCCCGAGUCCAUUUCCAUCGAAGAAAAGCAAGCCCGCGUGGAAAAGGUCAUGUACGAGCUGGACAUGGAGGACAUUGCCAACGAUCUGAUUGGUACCAUCAGCUCGGGCGGCCUUUCACCCGAGCAGCGCAAGCGGCUGACCAUCGCCGUCGAGCUGAUUGCCGAUCCGCCACUGCUCUUCUUGGACGAGCCGACAUCCGGCUUGGACGCGUUCGGUGCUGCCCUGGUCAUGUCGAAAAUCCGGCAGAUUGCCCAAACCGGCCGUGCCGUCAUCUGCACCAUCCACCAGCCUUCGGCGGAAAUCUUUGGCAUGUUUGACCACCUGCUUUUGCUCAAAAAGGGCGGUCAUCAAGUGUUUUUCGGCCCCGUCGGCGAACGCUCGGCGCUCUUGCUCGCGUACGUCAAGGCCAAGUUCGGAAUCGAGUUCCAGCACGACCGCAACGUGGCCGACUGGGUGCUGGACACUGUCUGCGAGACCAAAGAGGUGGACUGUGCUGCGCAGUGGCGCGAGUCGAGCGAAUGCCGCAAGGUCAAAGACGCCCUCGCCAGUGGUGUCUGCACCCCGGACGUCAAGCCACCGCACUUUGAGGACGCCAUGUUUGCGACCGGUUUCCGCACGCAGCUGGCCCAAGUGAUGACUCGCACGUGGCUCAUGUCGUGGCGCAAUCCCACGCUUUUCAAGACCCGACUCGUGACCUACCUUUUCAUGUCGCUUGUGCUUGGUUCGUUGUUCUGGCAGCUCGAGUACAAUGAAGUUGGUGCCACGGGUCGCAUUGGUAUGAUCUUCUUUGGUUUGGUCUUCAUGGCUUUCAUUUCUCAGUCCUCCAUGGGUGACAUUUUGGAGCUGCGAGCUGUGUUUUAUCGCGAGAAAGCGAGUGGCACGUACCGUGCGUCAGCCAUGUCGAUUAGCUUGCUGCUUUGCGAGUACCCGUUCCAUGUCGUCUACCUGGUUUGCUUUGUCGUUCCGUUCUACUGGAUGACUAAUUUGAGCACGGAGGCGGGCAGCUUCUUCUUCUUCCUCCUGAUCUUCUUUGUCACGUAUCUGUGCGCCAAUACCUUUGCCCAAACGGUUGCCGUGUACUCUGCCAACCAGGCAGUGGCCAACGUUAUUGCCCCGACCUUCUCGACGUUCUUUUUCCUGCUGGCUGGCUUUUUGAUUCCCAUCGAGUCCAUGUCUUGGAUUUGGCGCUGGUUUGCCUACUGCAACUACAUGGUGUACGCUGUCGAAUCCCUGGCCUUGAACGAGUUCCAGGGCAAGGCGUUCGUCUGCGACCGCUCGGAUGCCAUUCCGAUCUACAAUCCGUACAACUACACCGAAGUGAACUACUUUUGCAGAAUGAACGAUGGUCAAGAUAUCUUGAAUGCGUUCGAUUUGAAGGAUCGCAAAUGGGGCGACUUUGGCAUCCUGCUUGGCUACUAUGCUGGUCUUUCCCUCCUUGUCAUCCUUGGCAUGCGCUUCUACUCUGCGUUGAAGCGCUAAGCAAGCAGCUUUGGUUGUUUGUUUGUGUGUGUGUUGUGUUUUUUUUUUGUGUGUGUUUUUUUGUGUAGUUUUCAGUGUCACAUUCAGUAAUUCAGUCUCUUCUUCUUCUUCC
Capsaspora owczarzaki ATCC 30864 is the source of this 4854-nucleotide messenger RNA. Its product is annotated as ABC transporter. Gene Ontology annotation, cellular component: membrane. The record is from RefSeq and is a predicted model, not a curated record. The coding region runs from base 153 to 4742 and encodes 1529 amino acids. NCBI's taxonomy places the organism in Eukaryota, Filasterea, Ministeriida, Capsasporidae. The transcript is spliced from 7 exons. Gene Ontology annotation, molecular function: ABC-type transporter activity; ATP hydrolysis activity; ATP binding.